Molecule: messenger RNA, 1906 nt
Organism: Caretta caretta (loggerhead turtle)
Lineage: Eukaryota; Metazoa; Chordata; Testudines; Cheloniidae
Gene: HOPX
Product: HOP homeobox
Biological process (GO): regulation of transcription by RNA polymerase II; cell differentiation
Cellular component (GO): nucleus
Molecular function (GO): DNA binding
Source: RefSeq, a predicted model, not a curated record
UAUGGUUGAUUGGACAUUUGGGGACAUAAGAAAAUAUGAAUGGCCAUACUGGUUCAGACCAAAGGUCCACCCAGCCCAGUAUCCUGUCCUCUUGACAGUGGCCAAUGCCAGGUGCCCCAGAGGGAGUGAACCUAACAGCCCCUCGCCCAGCGCCCCGUGUGCAGAGGAAAUGGCCACUGAGCAGCUGAUGGGCCCCACGGAGGAGCAGCUGGAGAUCCUGGAGUAUAACUUCAGCAAGGUCAACAAGCACCCGGACCCCACCACCCUGUGCCUCAUCGCCGCCGAGGCGGGGCUGUCCGAGGAGGAGACCCUGUGUCCUCCAGUCAGUAGUCAGACACCAGAGAGACUACUGCUGAAGUGCAAAGUGGUGACUGGUCAACUGUUUGGGACAGGACGUGACAAACAGUGCAUCUAAGUGAACUGACAGGGAGAAAUUUAAGUAGAUAUUUACCAGGCUGGAGUUGGGCCAAGAUAUCCCUGUUAAUGAUGCUACAAUGCUCUUAGGAAAAGUGUUGUGGCACUGGUGUCUCUAGUGACCACAACAGCUCCAAAAACAACUGCUAACAGCAAAAUAGUAGAUCACAGGCGUAGGAGUGCUGUGCGUAUUCGCAGAUGGAGAGCAACAUUGUACUUAUAGGCCAUCAUGUGCCAGCAAUGCCCCUCUGCCAUGUACAUUGACCAAACCGGACAGUCCCUACGCAAAAGAAUCAAUGGACACAAAUCAGACAUCAAGAAUUAUAACAUUCAAAAACAAGUCGGAGAACACUUCAACCUCCCUGGUCACUCAAUUACAGACCUAAAAGUCACAAUUCUUCAACAAAAAAACUUCAAAAACAGACUCCAACGAGAAACUACAGAACUGGAAUUAAUUUGCAGACUGGACACCAUUAAAUUAGGCUUGAAUAAGGACUGGCAGUGGAUGGGUCAUUACACAAAGUAAAAUCUAUUUCCCCAUGCUAAUUUUCCCCCUAUUGUUACUCACACCUGAUUGUCAACUGUUUGAAAUGGGCCAUCCUGAUUAUCACUACAAAAGUUUUUCUCCUGCUGAUAAUAGCCCACCUUAAUUGUGUCCAGUUUUGGGCCCCACACUACAAGAAGGUUGUGGAAAAAUUGGAAAACAUCCAGCGGAGGGCAACAAAAAUGAUUAGGGGACUGGAACACAUGAUUUAUGAGGAGAGGCUGAGGGAACUGGGAUUGUUUAGUCUGCAGAAGAGAAGAAUAAGGGGGGGAUUGAUAGCUGCUUUCAACUACUUGAAAGGGGGUUCCAAAGAGGAUGGCUCUAGACUGUUCUCAGUGGUAGCAGAUGACAGAACAAGGAGUAAUGGUCUCAAGUUGCAGUGGGGGAGGUUUAGUUUGGAUUUGAGGAAAAACUUUUUCACUAGGAGGGUGGUGAAGCAUUGAAAUGGGUUACCUAGGGAAGUGGUUGAAUCUCCUUCCUUAGAGGUUUUUAAGGCCCGGCUUGCAAAGUCCUGGCUGGGAUGAUUUAGUUGGGGAUUGGUCCUGCUUUGAGUAGGGGGUUGGACCAGGUGACUUCUUGAGGUCCCUUCCAACCCUGAUAUUCUAUGAUUCUAUAAUUCUAUGAUUAAUCUUGUUAGAGUUGGUAUGGCAACCCCCAUUUUCUCAUGUUCUCUGUCUAUAUAUAUAUAUAUAUAUAUAUAUCUUCCUAUUGUAUUUUCCACUGCAUGCAUCUGAUGAAGUGGGCUUUAGACCACGAAAGCUUAUGCCCAAAUAAAUUUGUUAGUCUUUAAGGUGCCACAAGUACUCCUCGUUCAUUGUACUUUCCGUGUGGAUGACUUAUUUAAGCUGCUGGCUUUUUAUUGAAGGCACAUGGCAUUGUUGACAGUACACAUUUUCUUAUGUAAGUGUUAAAAGGUCGCAAAGGCAAACACUAAGGGAAUACAGCAGA